Molecule: messenger RNA, 1126 nt
Organism: Nicotiana tabacum (common tobacco)
Lineage: Eukaryota; Viridiplantae; Streptophyta; Magnoliopsida; Solanales; Solanaceae
Source: RefSeq, a predicted model, not a curated record
AAUCCAGAAAAACAGUUCCCUCUCUGGCCGGCUUCUCGUCUUUGCGGUCCAAUCUGGCGUACGCGCACAACCUGCAGAGACAGACCCCUAUUUUUUCCACUAUAUUAUUACUCCCUACUUUUCUAUGUUGUCCAUUUUUUGUGUCCCAAGUACUUUUUUUCUCCAACCAAUCUCAAUCGUGCAGGCAAACUUCCAUUUUCAUAAAUUAACAUAAGCAGACACAGUCAUACGUUUAUGUUUUGUUUGUUACAUCAAAACAGCAAACCAGACCUCUGUAUAUCUCACAAAUCCACCUCUGAUUAGACCAAGAAUUUAAUAGACGAAUUCAAAGAGCUGGGAAUUUGAGAGGAGUUUUUGGGGUUAAGGGGAAAAUGAAUAUGGAUAUGAGGAAAAUAGUGGUAAUUGUGGAAGAUUUGGAAGUAUCAAGAACAGCUCUGCAAUGGGCUCUUCAUAAUUUCUUACGUUUUGGGGAUUUAGUGACACUUCUCCACGUUUUCCCAAAUUUAAAAUCCAGGAGCAACAAUAAGAAGCUCAGGAAUCUCCGCCUCAAAGGGUUUCAACUGGCUCUGACUUUUCAAGACCUUUGCAACAAUUAUCCCAACACCAAGACUGAGAUUGUAGUCACUGAAGGGGAUACAGAUGGAGGAAAGAUUGCUGCCGUGGUUAGAGAGAUUGGAGCUUCUGCUCUUGUUGUUGGACUUCAUGAUCAUAGCUUUCUUUACAAGAUGGCCAUGGCCCAGAACAAUAUAGCAAGCAAUUUGAAUUGCAAAGUGCUAGCCAUCAAACAACCAACACCAUUGACCACAACAAGGAAAAGGACUAUUUCUUUACCUGACAGUUCAACCAACAUGGACUUCUCACAGAUUGAAAUAGCUUCACUGAGUGUCCCUGAAGUUGGCCCACCAAGAAUUCCAUACAAAGUUUGUCCAGACCCUCAUGCUAUUAUUUGGAGAACAAGGAGAUCCAGAAGAUGGACAAUAAGAGAUUAAAUCCAAAAAAUAUUUUCCAUUUCGAUGAGGAAUUAUGUAUAUCUGUUUUUAUUAUUAUUUUUAUGGCAAUGAUGGUUGUUGAAUUUGUCAGUUUGACUCACACAGCACAGAACAAAGAGAAAAAAAGGUUUACAAAA